Molecule: messenger RNA, 2634 nt
Organism: Pseudoliparis swirei
Lineage: Eukaryota; Metazoa; Chordata; Actinopteri; Perciformes; Liparidae
Gene: tusc3
Product: tumor suppressor candidate 3
Exons: 10
Coding region: 89-991 (300 amino acids)
Cellular component (GO): oligosaccharyltransferase complex
Source: RefSeq, a predicted model, not a curated record
AUCCCUCAUCAAACUGCCGGUCCUGUCUGUUUUCUUCCUCUUGCUGCUAUGUCUGCCGCCCGGGGGAGGACAAAAGAAGAAGGAGAACAUGCUGUCAGAGAAGGUUGACCAGAUGAUGGAGUGGUCCUCUCGGCGUUCGGUCGUCCGCAUGAACGGGGACAAAUUCCGUCGCUUCGUCAAGGCCCCACCCAGGAACUACUCUGUCAUCGUCAUGUUCACUGCCCUGCAACCUCAAAGGCAGUGUUCUGUCUGCAGGCAGGCGAAUGAGGAGUACCAGGUCCUGGCAAACUCGUGGCGUUACUCAUCUGCGUUUUCCAACAAGCUCUUCUUCACGGUGGUGGACUACGAUGAAGGAGCGGAUGUUUUCCAACAGUUGAACAUGAACAGCGCUCCAACCUUCAUGCAUUUCCCGGCGAAGGGAAAGCACAAGAGAGCCGAUACGUUUGACUUGCAAAGGAUUGGCUUUGCUUCAGAGCAGCUGGCCAAGUGGAUUGCCGACCGCACAGAUGUGCAGAUUCGUGUCUUCCGUCCUCCGAAUUAUUCGGGCACUAUUGCUUUGGCUCUGUUGGUGUCACUAGUCGGCGGUCUGUUGUAUCUGAGGAGGAACAACUUGGAAUUCAUAUACAACAAGACUGGAUGGGCUAUGGCUGCAAUGUGUGUCAUUUUUGCGAUGACAUCCGGUCAGAUGUGGAAUCACAUCAGAGGUCCUCCCUACGCCCACAAAAAUCCCCAGAAUGGACAAGUGAGUUAUAUUCACGGCAGCAGUCAGGCUCAGUUUGUGGCCGAGUCUCACAUCAUCCUUCUUCUGAAUGCUGCAAUCACCAUGGGGAUGGUGCUACUAAAUGAGGCUGCCACCUCCAAGGGUGAUGUUGGCAAGAGGAGAAUCAUCUGCCUGGUUGGCCUUGGCCUGGUGGUGUUUUUCUUCAGCUUCCUGCUCUCCAUUUUCAGGUCCAAGUACCAUGGAUACCCCUACAGCUUCCUUAUUAAGUGACAGAAAGGACCGAAGAGGAGGCCAGCGGGUGGCGGAGAGGCGAUAGGUUAGAAGAAGAGGAGUCGACAAGAUACUUGAAGAGGAGGAGGAGGCGGCGUCGAUAUUCAGUCUGGAGUGCACGGUGGAGUUUCUGUUCUUUGUGUGUCGUGUUGUGUUUUUUAUUGACUCCUAUCAUAAGCUCUGCUAGUUGGAUAGAAAAUAAAUUAUUCCUUCUUACACUGGAAAAUGAAAGUGUUUGGCGUGUCUCUGUAUCUCUGUCCUUUUUCUAUUGAAUAUUCUGUGUGGCUAGAUAUACUUGUGACUGUGCUGUGCUGUUUUUAAUUAAUGUAAUGUAUUGUAUUUAUAAAAACUGUGUUGCAGGUGAAGGGAGAAGUCAAGUGUGUGUUCACAGGAAGUGAAGUAGCAGGUUAGGAAGAUGAAUACGUGGUAAAACUUGAACACUAAUUCACGAGUUAGUAAAAAAGCUUAUUAACUAGCUAUGACAUCUCUAUUCAUUAUAUCCUCCCACGUGCUCAUCUCCAGCUGGGUGAAUCCUGCUGCAGCGUUGGAGCUCAGUCAGACUCUGUUUCACGGUGCGACCACUUUUGAAGGCUAAAAUAUGAAUGACUCAAACAAUGAACAGUGUGCAGAUUUAUACACGUGGAAUAAAUCCAAUCAAGUUUUAUUUUGUAUUUAUUAUCUAAAAAAGAUAUUUUUAGGUGUCUCUAAAAGCAUUUGUAUGAGGUUAUUCAAGGACUGGUCCAAAAUAGUGGGGAAUAGCCACAAUUGACCAAUAGGAGACUUAAGAUGUGAGUGUGAACGUGUUGCUGUAUACAGGACUGUCUCAGAAAAUUAGAAUAUUGUGAUGAAGUUCUUUAUUUUCUGUAAUGCAAUUAAAAAAACAAAAAUGUCAUGCAUUCUGGAUUCAUUACAAAUCAACUGAAAUAUUGCAAGCCUUUUAUUCUUUUAAUAUUGCUGAUUAUGGCUUACAGCUUAAGAAAACUCAAAUAUCCUAUCUCUAAAUAUUAGAAUAUCAUGAAAAAGUAUACUAGUAGGGUAUUAAACAAAUCACUUGAAUUGUCUAAUUAACUCGAAACACCUGCAAGGGUUUCCUGAGCCUUGACAAACACUCAGCUGUUAUAAAUCUUUUUUUUUACUUGGUCUGAGGAAAUAUUAAAAUUUUAUGAGAUAGGAUUUUAGAGUUUUCUUAAGCUGUAAACCAUAAUCAGCAAUAUUUAAAAAAAUAAAAGGCUUGCAAUAUUUCAGUUGAUUUGUAAUGAAUCCAGAAUGCAUGACAUUUUUGUUUUUUUAAUUGCAUUACAGAAAAUAAAGAACUUUAUCACAAUAUUCUAAUUUUCUGAGACAGUCCUGUAUUGAAUGAACAUUCACUUCUCCGCAAACUUCUUCCUCACGGAUCUAAAAUUAGAAAUGCGAAAUAGUCGUACACGAAGUGAGUGUUGUAACUUCUCUUGCUGGACGUGAGAAGCAAAAGGUCAUUGAGAGAAUACAUACAUUUCUAAUUCUUUCACUUGUGGACUGCCCACUAAAACACUGAGUGGGCGGGAGCACUGAAACCAUUUAUGUAACUCAUCGAUGCGUGGGCAGAGGGAUGGUGCCGCGCUGCUUUUGACAAAUGUAAUAAAAAUAUUCCCUCUUAGACUUCC